Molecule: messenger RNA, 987 nt
Organism: Sphenostylis stenocarpa
Lineage: Eukaryota; Viridiplantae; Streptophyta; Magnoliopsida; Fabales; Fabaceae
Source: the annotation of a GenBank genome assembly
AUGGAACAAAAAUGUUGUUGUGCCAGUUUUGGAAAGAACUUCAGUAAGGCAAAGCCUUUUUUGUUAACGGUGGGACUUCAAUUUGGGUUCGCCGGAGCAUACAUCUUUUCCAUCGCCAGUCUCAACCAUGGAAUGAAUCGUUAUGUUUUCGUUGUCUAUCGUAAUGUCAUCGCUGCCUUGGCCCUCGCUCCUUUUGCAUUGAUUUUUGAGAGGAAAAUUAGGCCAAAGAUAACACUCCCUGUCUUCUUGCAGAUAAUGGCACUCGGAUUUGUGGAGCCAGUGAUUGACCAAGGGUUCACUUUCUUGGGAAUGCAAUAUACAUCAGCUUCAUUUGCUUCUGUUAUAAUGAAUGCCGUGCCUUCUGUCACUUUUGUGCUAGCCGUAGUUCUAAGGUUAGAGCGUGUAAAUGUUCAGGAAAUACGGAGCCUAGCAAAGGUGAUUGGGACAUUGGUAACAUUUGCAGGUGCUUUGUUAAUGACACUUUACAAAGGUCCUGAAUUUAACCUAUUUCAUUCUGCAAACACAACCCACCACCAAGAUGGAAGUAACUCCCCUCAAGUUGUCAAACACUGGGUCUCUGGGACUCUCUUUCUUCUCCUGGGUUGUGUGGCUUGGUCAUCUUUCUUCAUUUUACAGUCCAUAACAUUGAAAAGGUAUCCGGCAGAAUUGUCUCUCUCUUCAUUGGUCUGCGUAUCGGGUGCUGCGCAAGCUAGCGUGGUGGCAAUUGUGGCCACUCGUCAUUCUGGGCUUGCGGCAUGGGCCUUAGGUUGGGACUUCAGACUCUACGGUCCACUCUACACGAGCAACUUCACUUGGGCAGAGCAGGGACCAAGGGAAGAAGAGAUAAAAAAGCAGAAAAUGAUACGUAAGGCAAAAUACUUGGCUACAAUUAAGUCAAGUUUGGCGAAAGCCUUAGCUGAUUUGAGAGAGUUUAUGUUUGACACGACAUUAAGCAGUAAACUUGGUGUUUUUAGCUCCAUUCCUUAG